Chiloscyllium plagiosum (whitespotted bambooshark) is the source of this 1207-nucleotide messenger RNA. Its product is annotated as ceramide-1-phosphate transfer protein-like. NCBI's taxonomy places the organism in Eukaryota, Metazoa, Chordata, Chondrichthyes, Orectolobiformes, Hemiscylliidae. Gene Ontology annotation, cellular component: membrane; cytoplasm; cytosol. Gene Ontology annotation, molecular function: ceramide 1-phosphate binding; ceramide 1-phosphate transfer activity. Gene Ontology annotation, biological process: intermembrane lipid transfer; ceramide transport. The record is from RefSeq and is a predicted model, not a curated record.
GCUACAGGCAGACAUUCCCCUGUUAAAAUUCUAGUGUGUUCAGUUCAUGAUUGCUGGAAGGAAAAUGGGACUUUGGAAUCUCUUUAUUUGCAGUGAUAGACAAAACACUGAUUAAACAUUUCACAAGAGGGAACAAAGGCUUCACUUUGAAAGUCGUCAGUAGAAGGAGCAGUGAGAAGAUGGAACAUGGUCUGACAGUGGUUAAAGUCUGCAAACCUGAUUAAAAAUCUCCCCAAAAUGAAUAAGGAGGGAAUGAGGUGCAGCAAAGGAAAGAUCCUCCGGUUUCUGCCACUUGUAGUAGUCCUUCUCUUGCUUAUCUACCUAACAAGCUUUAACCUUCCCCAAUCUCAUCAGGUAAAUGCUCAGAAAUCAGAGACGGAAAUCCAGGAAAAUGAGUAUCAUAAAAACAAGCACAUGGAUGCUUCAAAGUUAAUGAAUUCCGUGGAUAAAAAUCACAGAGAGAAGUGUGACAACAGCAAUUUCCAAAUCAAUCGGGUCCAAGCUGCAUUCCAAGCUUCUUUGAUGAAGAAUGAAGAUAUUUUACUUAAAAGCUAUCUUGAAGGAUGGACAGAACUCCAAAAAUUUAUCAACGCACUUGGCACCAUAUUUGGAUUUAUAUCGGAAGAAGUUACCAGCAAAAUAAGAAUACUCAUUGAGCAUCAGCAGGGAGUGCAUGGAAAGGAAUACAUCUCCAUGAGGUCCAUGAUAAAUUAUGAAUUAACGAAUAAUGUGGUUAACUUGCAUGAACUUCCCAGAGACCGUCUGCAAUCCGGCUGCCGCACUUUACUCCGUCUCCAUCGAGCACUGCGGUGGCUGCAGCUCUUCCUUGAUAACAUCAGGACCAGCUCUGAGAAUGACUCGAUGUCCAUCGGUUGCGCUGAAGCCUAUGAACAGUCCCUUGCUAAAUAUCACAGCUGGCUUGUACGAAAAGCUGCUGGGAUUGCAUUCCUUGCCCUUCCAGCACGGACAGAGUUCCUUCAGAUACUGUGUCUGGAAGGCAGCAAGGAGACCAAAGACAAACUUUGGAGUGCUGUGAAUUUGAUUGAGAGAGUUUAUAAUGUUACACAAGGAAUGUAUGCACAGUAUAAUAUGCUUGAAUUACCUUAGAGUAAAAAAAACUUUGCCAAUCAACAAGGAGAUUAGUUUCCAUCAAUAGAAUUCCUCUAGAUUGCCUUCAAGGGGGCAAUAAAAUUGUUGCAUUUCAAAA